AUUUCCAAAACAAAACAAAAAUUUCGCCGACCAACUUUAAACCAACUUUAACUUUAGUUCUUCGGCUCAAUUUUCCACUUAAAAAUCGGCCUUUUUACUUUGAUAUAUUGUAUCUUAGAGGAGAACGUUCUGUGCUUUAAGGAAGACAUUAGACAAAUCCAAGAAUGUCGAUGAUUCCAUUCUUUCCAUCAUUGAUGCCACCGACAACCAACUCUUUGUGGUUCGACAUCGAUGUAGCUUGUGACGAAGACAGCGAAAUAACGGCAUUGGAGACGGAACACCAACAGUGGCUAAACUCAAUUUCUCAAACAGCUUCCGAUCUAAAUCCCCUGGGGAAGACUCCAGCCGAACAGAUUGAUAACGAAACAGACGAGGAAGAUCAAGAUGCCAACGAUGAUGAUAGUGCCGAAAGUGAGAGUCACGAUGAAGAAGAAGAGGACGAUGAAAUUGAACCGAACGGCCUGAUAAUUGACGGAUCAGAUCCGCGAGGCGAUUACGACAAUCCAAUGCCGAUGCUGACUAACAAUGAUUAAGGUUUAUUAAAAAUUACUUGUUAAGUUUGGACUCAUUCCACAAUAAAAAAAAGAAAA
Messenger RNA from Culicoides brevitarsis, 590 nucleotides. Its product is annotated as anaphase-promoting complex subunit 15B. Gene Ontology annotation, cellular component: anaphase-promoting complex. Bases 165 to 533 code for a protein of 122 amino acids. Lineage: Eukaryota; Metazoa; Arthropoda; Insecta; Diptera; Ceratopogonidae. The record is from RefSeq and is a predicted model, not a curated record. Gene Ontology annotation, biological process: regulation of mitotic cell cycle spindle assembly checkpoint. The transcript has 2 exons.